This is a messenger RNA of Aspergillus niger, 1056 nucleotides long. RefSeq lists its product as uncharacterized. Gene Ontology annotation, cellular component: endoplasmic reticulum. NCBI's taxonomy places the organism in Eukaryota, Fungi, Ascomycota, Eurotiomycetes, Eurotiales, Aspergillaceae. The record is from RefSeq and is a predicted model, not a curated record. The transcript has 3 exons. Bases 1 to 1056 code for a protein of 351 amino acids. Gene Ontology annotation, molecular function: oxidoreductase activity; heme binding.
AUGGCCCAAUCUGUGCCCUUAGAGUCUACAGCCUCGAUGGGAGCUGAUUCCCAGCUUACCGAGUAUACUUUGGCCGAUAUUGCCAAGCAUAAUCGCAAGGAUGACAUCUGGAUUGCUGUCCACGGGCAAGUUUUUGACAUCACUGAGUACCUGCAGGAUCAUCCAGGAGGCGUGGAUGUUCUCCUAGAGACUGCAGGCUCUGACGCCACCACAGCUUUCGAGGAUGUCGGCCAUUCCGAAGACUCCAGGGAGAUCUUGCAGGAGUACUUGAUCGUGGUCCGGGCAGACCCUCAUAUGGCUAAGGGCUUCCUCGACUCGAAGGAAUACCAACGUCUACCUUUAGUUCAGAAGGAUCUAUUGUCGCCCAAUGUGUACCGAUUUGUAUUCGCUUUGCCUGAUACGAAAGGGGUGAUUGGACUUCCCAUUGGGCAGCAUGUUGCCAUCCGCGCUAAUAUUGAUGGGAACACCGUGAGCCGAUCCUACACCCCUGUUUCCAACAACUUGGACCUGGGCCGACUCGAACUGGUCGUCAAGUGUUAUCCUGACGGUCUACUGAGCGGUAAAUACCUUGCCAACCUGACUGUUGGGGACGAGGUGGAGUUCAGGGGACCCAAGGGAGCGAUGCGAUACGGCCGAGGGCUUUGUGCCAAGAUUGGAAUGGUAGCUGGCGGAACAGGCAUCACCCCCAUGUAUCAACUCAUUCGGGCCAUUUGCGAGGACGAGCGUGACACGACCGAGAUCAGUCUGAUCUAUGCUAACCGGAGCGAGGGAGACAUCCUGCUACGCGAGGAGCUGGAAGAUUUUGCUCGCAAGUAUCCCAAGAACUUCAAACUCUGGUACAUGCUGGAUACGGCCCCCGAGGGGUGGAUGUAUGGGUCGGGCUACGUGAACGAAGCUGUCCUCCGUGAACGAUUGCCAGACCCAUCAGCAGAGACUAAGAUUAUGCUCUGUGGACCCCCAGGCAUGGUGAAUGCGUGCAAAAAGACCUUGGGCGUAAUUGGAUUCCAGACGUCAGGAACGAUCUCGAAGAUGAGCGACCAGAUCUUUUGUUUCUAG